Messenger RNA from Fraxinus pennsylvanica, 525 nucleotides. NCBI's taxonomy places the organism in Eukaryota, Viridiplantae, Streptophyta, Magnoliopsida, Lamiales, Oleaceae. The record is from the annotation of a GenBank genome assembly.
AUGUUAAUUCGUAACAGUUUGCAAGCACCUUCCAAAAUCAGGUUUACAUCUGCAGAAACAGAUAUGAAAGCAUCUGAUUUGGUCAGUGAUAUAUGCUCAAAAACGCGAAAUAAAUCUACAUGUUUGCAGGUUUUAAGCCACAAACAUGGCGCAAACCUUCUUGAAAUAGCCCAUACAUUAACCGAGAAUGCACAAACUAGUGCAGUUCUAGCCUAUGACACAGUUCAGGUCCUUGUCAAAUUAACGAAAAAUUCUUCCCUGAAAGAGAGAUAUCGUUCAUGUUUGGGGAAUUAUGUCCGCGCCAUUGAUGGUGUUGCUGAAUGGAAGCAAUAUCUCACCCAAGAAAACUAUCAAAAUCUGCCUUCUAUAGCAGAUGCCAUCUUGAAAGAGACUGAAUCAUGUGACAACAAAUUUGAACAGCCUCCAAGUGAACCUUCUCAACUCAAACGAGGCACACAAUUUUUUGAGGAUAUUUGUAGCAUCCUUAUGGUUGUUUCGAAUAGAUUAAUAGGAGGAAUUGUGUAA